Messenger RNA from Salvia miltiorrhiza (redroot sage), 2105 nucleotides. RefSeq names its product dynamin-related protein 4C-like. The record is from RefSeq and is a predicted model, not a curated record. Gene Ontology annotation, cellular component: cytoplasm; microtubule; membrane. The coding region runs from base 15 to 2105 and encodes 696 amino acids. The transcript has 2 exons. Lineage: Eukaryota; Viridiplantae; Streptophyta; Magnoliopsida; Lamiales; Lamiaceae. Gene Ontology annotation, molecular function: GTP binding; GTPase activity; microtubule binding.
UAAAGCAGGAAAUCAUGAGUCGUGACAAUCGGAGAGGUAUUUUCAAAGCUACUUCAUCUAAGCCUGCAAGAGAAUACAAUAGAUCUCUUGUAGAUGAUAAUGAGCAGAAUUUGGCUAUGGUGACCAUAGCCGACGACGAUGCAGCUCCCGACGGAUCGGUCUACGCCCCGAUCGUGUCGUCCUACAACGACAGGAUCCGCCCACUGCUGGACGCCGUGGACAGGCUCCGCCACCUCAAAAUCAUGCAGGAAGGCAUCCAGCUUCCGACCAUCGUGGUGGUCGGCGAUCAGUCCUCCGGCAAGUCCAGCGUCCUCGAGUCCCUCGCCGGAAUCAGCCUCCCGAGAGGGCAGGGCAUCUGCACCAGAGUCCCGCUCAUCAUGAGGCUUCAGAAUCACCAGAAUCCUCAGCCGGAGCUCUUCCUCGAGUACGACGGGAAAGUGGUCCCCACCGACGAAGAGCACAUCGCUCAGGCCAUCGUGGAGGCCACCGACGAGAUCGCCGGCCAGGGGAAGGGCAUCUCCAACCACCCCCUCACGCUGGUGGUGAAGAAGAGGGGCGUGCCCGAUCUCACCAUGGUUGAUCUCCCCGGAAUCACUCGAGUUCCGGUUCACGGCCAGCCGGAAGACAUCUACGAGCAGGUCUCCAGAAUCAUAAUGGAAUAUAUCACUCCCGAAGAGAGCAUCAUUUUGAAUGUCUUAUCGGCAAGCGUCGAUUUCUCCACCUGCGAGUCUAUCAGGAUGUCGCAGCGCGUCGACAAGACGGGGCAGCGGACUCUCGCCGUCGUCACCAAGGCGGAUAGGUCGCCGGAGGGGUUAUUCGAGAAAGUGACGUCCGACGAUGUCAACAUAGGCCUCGGCUACAUCUGCGUGAGAAAUCGCAUCGGCGACGAGUCUUAUGAGGAAGCUCGCGCUGAGGAGGCGUGUCUCUUUCACACGCACCCUCAGCUCUCCAAAAUAAGCAAAUCCAUGGUCGGGAUUCCGAUUCUGGCGCAUAAGCUGGUGCAGGUGCAGGCGAACAUCAUCGUGAAAUGCUUGCCGGGGAUCGUGCAAAAGAUAAACGAGAAGCUGUCUUCAAAUGUGGAUGAUUUGAAUAAGCUGCCCCGGAACAUGACGUCCGUGGCGGAGGCCAUGACGGCAUUCAUGCACGUGCUCGGCGCCGCCAAAGAAUCUUUGAGGAAGAUUCUGUUGAGAGGAGAAUUUGAUGAAUAUCCUGACGAGAAUGAGAUGCAUUGCACGGCCCGGCUGGCGGAGAUGCUCAAUCAGUACUCCAAGGAUAUGCAGGCCAGGGGAGAGGAGGCGGACGCCGCCAACGCCAACGGCGUCGCCUUCCUGCAGGAUGAGAUCAGGGUUUUGGAGGAGACGAAAUCGAUCGGCCUCCCCAAUUUUCUGCCUAGAGCUGCAUUCCUGACGCUGUUGCAGAAGAAGGUGAAGGCGAUCUCCUUCACACCUCUAGAGUUCGUGGACAAGAUGUGGAGCUACAUCGAGAACGUGGUGGUGGCGGUGCUGAUGCACCACUCCGACAACUACCCGCAGCUGCUCACCUCCACGAGGAGGGCGGCGCAGGAGCUCAUGGCCCUGAAGAAGCAGCAGUCAGCGGCGUGGGUGGCGGACUCCGUCGAGAUGGAGAAGCUCUCCGACUACACGUGCAAUCCGGACUACAUGGCGCUGUGGAACAAGCUGAUGUCGCAUCAGAACGCGUUCGUCGAGAUCCUCAACGACCACUCCAAGCCCACGAACCUGCACAUCGACGGGUUCGGGGACGUGGACGUGGGCCACCUGAGGGGGCAGGCGGUGGUGGUGCAGGAGGCGUUCGACCUCAAGAUGAGGCUCACGGCCUACUGGAAGAUCGUGCUGAGGAGGAUGGUGGACUGCAUGGCGCUGCAUCUGUUGUUCAGCAUUCAGAAGCUCAUUAAUAAAGAAAUGGAAGCUCAAAUCAUAAAUGAAAUGAUAGGAGAGGGGAAGGGUUUGGAGAGGAUGCUGGAGGAGUCUCCCGCGGUUGCGAAUAAGCGGGAGCGGCUGACCAAUAGCAUAAAGCUGCUCAAGGAGUCCAAAGAUGUGGUUUCAAAGAUCAUGGACCAAGUUUCUGCUCUCACACUGGGGAAGUAG